This is a messenger RNA of Protobothrops mucrosquamatus (brown spotted pit viper), 4710 nucleotides long. It is a transcript of the gene GLI2, whose product is annotated as GLI family zinc finger 2. Lineage: Eukaryota; Metazoa; Chordata; Lepidosauria; Squamata; Viperidae. Gene Ontology annotation, biological process: regulation of transcription by RNA polymerase II; smoothened signaling pathway. The record is from RefSeq and is a predicted model, not a curated record. The coding region runs from base 1 to 4701 and encodes 1566 amino acids. The transcript has 15 exons. Gene Ontology annotation, cellular component: nucleus. Gene Ontology annotation, molecular function: RNA polymerase II cis-regulatory region sequence-specific DNA binding; DNA-binding transcription factor activity, RNA polymerase II-specific.
AUGGAAACAUCCACAUCAAUGGCUUCUGCAAAAAAAGAAGAGAAAAGUGUCCUUCUGGAAGACGGGGGCUUUAAUGAACCCACGAAGAAACCAGUUCCUUUAGCAGCCGCAGCACCAACAGCCGUGGUGACUCAAGGAGUUCCACAGCACAUUUUUCCAGCCUUCCAUUCUCCUUUGCCAAUUGACAUGCGUCACCAAGAAGGAAGAUACCAUUAUGAACCUCACUCCCUUCACGCCAUUCAUGGAAAGGUUAAAGGGGUUUCUCAAAAGCCUUUGGCUGAACUUCUGGAGCACAUGGGAGCUAUACUUCAACUCUGGAUUAGAACCCACCAUUCAUCAAUAUUGCAAACCUUCGGUGUCUCACAGGCACACCGACUUUCCAAAGAAUUUGUAUUUCUGAGUCUUUCUCACCGGCAAAAACAAACAUUCUCCAAUAUUGGGUCACGAAACCUCUAUGGAGUUCAUUGGGAUUUCCCUGGAAACAGGCUUGCCUCUGAGUCCUUAUUCAUUCUGAAAAUUCUUCUGGAUGUGAAGAGUGAACAGAAUGGAGCCAUCCAGAUAGCUCAUGAGCAUCUGAAAGAGAGGAGUCUCUUUGGCCUUCCCCAUCCUCCACCAGGAGCCAGCCCUGCAGACUACUAUCACCAGAUGGCAUUCAUGGCCAGCCACCCGAAUCCUUAUGGGGACCUCCUCAUGCAAAGUGGAGCAGCAGCUGGGGCCACGCAUCUUCAUGAUUACCUCAGCCCUGUAGAUGUGUCAAGAUUCUCCAGCCCAAGAGUAACCCCCAGACUCAGCAGGAAGCGAGCGCUUUCUAUAUCCCCCUUGUCUGAUGCCAGCAUUGAUCUCCAGACCAUGAUCCGGACUUCACCCAAUUCCCUGGUCGCUUAUAUCAAUAAUUCCAGAAGUAGUUCUGCCGCUAGUGGCUCUUAUGGCCAUCUAUCAGCAGGGGCAAUAAGUCCUGCCUUUACCUUCCCUCAUCCGAUCAACCCAGUGACAUACCAACAAAUUCUGAACCAGCAAAGAGGCCUGAGCUCAGCAUUUGGACAUACCCCUCCUUUUCUACAGCCAUCUCCAACUUUCCCUGCCCGGCAGCAUGUGGCUGUCAUCUCGGUCAACUCCUCUCCUGCUCAGAUCAGCAACAGCAGCAACUGCAUCACUGAGUCCAACCAGAACAAGCAAAGCAGUGAAUCGGCUGUUAGCAGCACAGUCAAUCCGGUAAUUAAUAAACGCAGUAAAGUCAAGACUGAAACAGAGAUUCUACCACCAGCUUCUCCACCGACUCAGGAACUUCUGACAGACUUGAAAGAAGAACUUGAUAAGGACGAAUGCAAGCAGGAGCCUGAUGUUAUUUAUGAGACCAACUGUCACUGGGAAGGUUGUACAAAGGAGUACGAUACGCAGGAGCAACUGGUCCAUCACAUCAACAAUGAUCAUAUUCAUGGGGAGAAGAAGGAGUUUGUUUGUCGCUGGCAGGAAUGUACCCGGGAACAGAAGCCUUUCAAAGCACAGUACAUGCUAGUGGUGCACAUGCGAAGGCAUACUGGAGAAAAACCCCACAAGUGCACGUUUGAAGGUUGCUCCAAAGCCUAUUCACGGCUAGAGAACUUAAAGACACACCUGAGGUCACAUACAGGAGAAAAACCUUAUGUCUGUGAACACGAGGGCUGCAAUAAGGCCUUUUCCAAUGCUUCUGAUCGAGCAAAACACCAGAACAGAACACAUUCCAACGAGAAACCCUAUGUCUGCAAGAUCCCAGGCUGCACCAAGAGAUAUACAGACCCCAGUUCUCUCAGGAAACACGUGAAGACAGUGCAUGGACCCGAAGCCCACGUCACCAAGAAGCAACGCAAUGACAUUCAUCUGAGGCCACCUGUCCUUAAGGAGAAUAAUGACAAUGAAGCAAGUGCCAAGCAGAGCAGCAGGUCUGCUGAACAGCGGGCUGAGGCAAACAGCACCACCACAGGCACAGAGGACAGUUUACAAGUCAAAACAAUAAAGACAGAGAAGUCUGUGAUGUAUCAGUCCAGUCCUGGUGGCCAAUCAUCCUGCAGCAGUGAACCAUCACCUCUUGGGAGCAUCAACAACAAUGACAGUGGAGUGGAAAUGAACAUGCACAGUGGGGGAAGUCUGGGGGACCUGACUGUGUUGGAGGAUAAUACUCCUGUUGUGGACUCGACAGUCUCAUCUGGUAACUCAACUGUCGGUCUUCAACUAAGGAAAAACAUGACAGCAAUGCAACGCCUUGAGCAGCUCAAGAAAGAGAAACUCAGGACAGUGAAGGAUUCUUGCUCAUGGGCAAAUCCAGCACCACAAGUCAAAAACAGCAAGCUGCCUCCUAUCCCAGGCAAUGGUUGUCUGCUGGACAAUAUGCGUGGCACCUCAACAAUGCUGCUUAACCCAAGGAUAACUGAGCUGUCCAUCAAUGAAGUUACCAUGCUAAACCAACUAGCUGAACGCCGUGACAGCUCAACCAGUACCAACAGUUCUGCCUACACAGUCAGCCGCAGAUCAUCAGGAAUAUCCCCUUACUUCUCCAGCCGCCGUUCCAGUGAAGCUUCUCAAUUUGGAAAUCGCCAUAACAACACAAGCUCUGCUGGCUCCUAUGAUCCUAUUUCCACAGAUGCCUCUCGCAGGUCAAGUGAUGCCAGUCAAUGUAAUGGGGUCUCUGGUCUCCUGAAUCUCACACCAGCUCAGCAGUACAGGCUGAAAGCUAAGUAUGCUGCUGCCACAGGUGGCCCACCACCUACACCAUUACCUAACAUGGAAAGAAUGACCCUGAGGAAUAAAAUCUCUCUCCUUGAUGGUUCAGAGCCUGCUUUGCCUUCAUUUCGUCUCCCUCCAGGGCCAAGGCGUUGUAGUGAUAGCAAUGCUUAUCUGUAUGGGUCAUCACCUGCAUUCUCUCAUGAAGUGCCUGGGAAUAGUACAAGACGGGCAAGCGAUCCAGUGAGGAGACCUGCUGGAGACCCAAGCUCCUUUCCUAGAAUCCAUACUUACAAUAGCACCAACAGCAUGAAUCUUCUUCACCCUCAUGCAGACAGAAGACAAUUCAACCUUCCAGUCUUUCCACAUUCAGACAGGAGCCUUGCUAGGCAUGUGUAUUCUCCACGACCCCCAAGUAUUAGCGAAAAUAUUGCCAUGGAAGCCAUGCCCGGUGAGACAGAUAGUUCUGUGGGAGAUGAUGAUAUUGUCCUACCUGAUGAUGUGGUACAAUACAUCAAAUCCCAAAACAAUGGGAUUGCCACAGAGAACUCUUCUACAGGGUAUGCCAGUGAAAUGCAAAACUUCCAAGUAAAUGCAAAAGUGCAAAAUAACAACGCAUUAAACCAGCGCAGAAUGGCUGUUCCAGAUCUGAGUAUGAACCAUUCGACCUCUGUUGGUGGUGGAUGCCAAAUAAACUAUGGGGCUAACUCUAAUUUGCAUAAAAAUAACAUGCCAGUCCAGUGGAACGAAGUUAGCUCAGGAACUGUUGAUGUACCCUCCUCUCAAGCAAAACAGCAGUUCCCUCAACGGAAUCUAGCUGUAUUCCAUCAGAAGCAAAAUUUUGGUCAGUAUCAGAACUUCAACCAACAGCAGUUGCAGGUAGGCCAAAACAACACAAAUGGAAAUCUGCAGCAAUUUGUGCAGAAGAAUGCAACCAUGGAUGGACAAAGGCUCAACUGCAUGCACUUAAAGCAGCAACAGGUAAAUCCAGGUUCUGGUAACAACCUAGACCUGAACUCCCAUGAGGUGUUCAACCAAGUUCAUCAAAUGCUAAGUCCAAAUACGAUGGGCAGUGAUGUCACCCAACUUUCUCCUUCCUGUAAUAACAUGACCAUGAAGCCUGCAUUCCAUGUUCGUUCUCAGCAAUUAGAUAAUGUAGCUGAUCCCAUUUCAAUAGUUAACAAUGGUAGAGAAUAUGUCAUGCAUAGUCAAGACAUGCAGGAACCAGGGUAUCAGCAGAGCUUUUCAUCUCAGUCAAGCCACAUGAACUUCUCCAUGACCCAAGAGGAUUUCCACCAAGCUUCUGCAUUAAUAACCUCAAAUCAGCCAAACUUUGAGCCACAACAGAAUACAAUUGGCACCGUUGGACAGAGCUUCGCUUCCUCAAUGAUACAACCUCAUCCUCCACCUAAUUCUAAUCCAGGAAAUAAGCACCAAGGAGUCCGUGCUGGGCAGCAGUUGGGAUACGUGAGAAUAUCUCACCCAACAAAUGAUGUGAGCUCAGGGCAGCAAAGGGCACACUCUUCCCCCAAGAGAACAACUGGUAUAGGAUCGUUGCAACCACAGUUUAACAGUAGUAUGAGGGAAAGCCAUUUGAUGCACUAUUACGGUCAAAUACAUAUGUAUGAACAAAAUGGGAAUGUCAACAAUCAAACCGAUUACAAUGUCAGACAACAAUGUGCGCUGAACACCAAACCAGCCACCAUGCCUUCCCCUGGUGCUAAUCAAGUUUCUAGCACAGUGGAUUCUCAGGGUCUGGAGUCUCCUCAGAUAGAUUUUGAUGCUAUCAUGGAUGAUGGCGACCAUUCAAGUCUGAUGUCAGGAACCUUGAGCCCUAGUAUCCUGCAGAAUCUCUCUCAGAAUUCUUCUCGCCUUACAACUCCCCGAAAUUCUCUGACACUGCCAGCUAUACCAGGUGGAAUUAGUAAUAUGGCAAUAGGGGACAUGAAUUCUAUGCUGACCACCCUGGCAGAAGAGAGCAAAUUUCUUAACAUGAUGUCCUAAUGCACGGGU